Molecule: messenger RNA, 1737 nt
Organism: Equus caballus (horse)
Lineage: Eukaryota; Metazoa; Chordata; Mammalia; Perissodactyla; Equidae
Gene: CD1E1
Product: CD1e1 molecule
Biological process (GO): antigen processing and presentation, exogenous lipid antigen via MHC class Ib; antigen processing and presentation, endogenous lipid antigen via MHC class Ib; immune response
Cellular component (GO): external side of plasma membrane
Molecular function (GO): lipopeptide binding; endogenous lipid antigen binding; exogenous lipid antigen binding
Source: RefSeq, a predicted model, not a curated record
GAGGGAGGCAGUGGGGUUUCUCUGACAGGGAAGAGGGCAGAGGGAGAGGUUUAUCUGUUUGUGUGGCAAGGGAAGUUAGAUGAAAGUGUGAGAGGGUUUGGAGGGGAGCAGACAUCUGAGUUCUGAGGGCAACUUGUCCUGCUGAGGCAUCUUCACCAAACAGUGCUUCAAUGCUGCUCCUGCUGCUCCUGCUCUUCAAGGGACUUCCCUGCCAUGGAGCAAGCACAGUGUGUAAGAAGGGCCCAGAUGGAAAGAUACUGAGGUUGGGCACAGCAGGGUGGAGAAGUUCUGGGGAGGACCUGGGGGAAGAGAAAAAUGCUCCUCCAGGAUGCCCUUGGAGUCUGCAUGCCAGGCUACUCUCAGGCAAAGUGUCCUUGCCUCCAGUCUCAGUUUCUGUCUCUAAAUUUGAGGAGAGGAAGCUGGUCCGGGGGAAGGGGAUAUGGGUAUGCGUAUAACCUGUGUAACCAUCUCCAUCCUUCCCCUUCUAUGCGAGCUUCUCUUCUCUCAUCCUUUCACAAUCUCUCCGCUGCUCAUUCCUCUCUCUCAGCUCCCCUGCUCCUAGGAUUCCAUCAUCCAGCAGCAGAAGAGCCCCUCUCCUACCACUUCAUCCAGAUCUCCUCCUUUGCCAACCACAGCUGGGCAUACACCCAGGCCUCAGGCUGGCUGGGCGAGAUGGAGACUGAGGCCUGGGACAGUGUCUCGGGCACCAUCCGCUUUCUGAAGCCCUGGUCCCAGGGUAACUUCAGCAAGGAAGAAUUGAAGAACCUUGAGGCGCUACUGGAGUUGUACUUGCACAGUUUCACUACGGAAGUGCAGGUCUUCGCCAGUCAGUUUCAGUUUGAAUAUCCCUUUGAGCUCCAGGUAUUAUUUGGCUGUCAAAUGCGUGCAGGGAAACCCUCAGAAAGCUUCUUAAAUGGGGCAUAUCAAGGAUCAGAUUUCCUGAGUUUCCAAGGAAAUUCCUGGAAGCCAUCCCCAGGAGCAGGGAGUCGGGCUCAGAAUGUCUGUAGGGUGCUCAAUCACUACCGGGUUAUUAAAGAAAUCGUUCAGAGACUUCUCAGUGACACCUGCCCUAGACUUCUGGCAAGCCGCCUUGAUGCAGGGAAGUCAGAGCUGGAACAACAAGUGAAACCAGAGGCUUGGGUGUCCAAAGGCCCCAGUCCUGGGCCUGGCCAUCUGAUGCUGGUGUGCCAUGUCUCUGGCUUUCAUCCAAAACCCGUGUGGGUGAUGUGGAUGCGGGGUGAGCAGGAGCAACCAGGCACUCAGCGAGGUGAUGUGCUGCCCAAUGCUGAUGGGACAUGGUAUCUCCGAGUAACCCUGGAUGUGACGUCUGGGGAGGCGGCCGGCCUGACUUGUCGAGUGAAGCACAGCAGUCUAGGAGGCCAUGAUAUAAUCAUCCACUGGGACGGAAACUCCAUCUUGCUGAUAUUGAUCUGUUUGACUGUAAUAGUUAUCUUGGUCAUGUUGGUUGUAGUUGACUUACGGUUUAAAAAGCAGAGCUCAAAUCAGAACAUCCUUUAUCCUCAUGUACCCAACCCUGCCUUUUCCACAAGAACUAACACUCGAGACCCCAGGAGUUCAGGACAUCCGCUCUGCUUGGCACAAGACUUGUGGAUCAAAAGCAAAUUCUUGAAGAAUUGGAAAACAAGCCUAAAGCGGCUCUGGUGACAUUAGUUUUACUUUACACAUAAAAUCCUCUUCUGCUUCUUCUUAAACAUGAGUUAUACCUACAAAAAAAAA